Messenger RNA from Penaeus monodon (black tiger shrimp), 1020 nucleotides. RefSeq lists its product as uncharacterized. Gene Ontology annotation, molecular function: nucleic acid binding. The transcript has 3 exons. Bases 1 to 1020 code for a protein of 339 amino acids. Lineage: Eukaryota; Metazoa; Arthropoda; Malacostraca; Decapoda; Penaeidae. Gene Ontology annotation, biological process: DNA integration. The record is from RefSeq and is a predicted model, not a curated record.
AUGAACUGCGUCGAUGGAAACUCUGGAGAGGGCGUCGGCUACAGGAUUCUUCCUUCCCGGCAGGUGUCGAAUAGAGCAGUUGAACUCGGCGAUGGCAGAGAGAUGACGGCACUGGCGGAGGGACUAUGUAUUGGCUUGUCUCGUGAAGGACAUCGUUACCUCUUCACCGUAGUGGACCGUUCAACUAGAUGGCCUGAAGCUAUUCCUAUUUUCAACGCCAGUUCCGCCUCCUGCGCCGCCGCUCUGCUCUCCGGGUGGAUUUCGAGAUUCGGCAUCCCUGUCCACAUAACGUCCGACCGGGGCACCUCUUUCACUUCGCAGCUCUGGACAUCCCUAGGGCAGCUAUUGGACACCUCCAUCCAUCACACCACGGCCUACAACCCGGAAGCUAAGGGCAUUGUAGAGCGUUUCCACAGAACCCUGAUGUCUCGAUGUAGCAACUCAAUGUGGUUUUCGCAACUUCCCUUCUCAGCCUUCGAAAGAUUCAAAAUGAAGGGCUCGACGUCUUCCCAGCAGAGAUGGUUUUCGGCGACCCCCUCGUUUUUCCUGGCGAAUUCUUCCCUAAUGCUCCAUCAGGUGACGACGUCGCCCGACUACGACGCAUCGUCGGGAAGUUCGCCCCCUGCAAACAGACCAACAGGCCACCCGAACACCGUUACGUCCCCAGAGAUCUACGCACGACGAAGUAUGUUUUCCUCCACACCGACGCCCACACGCCUCACCUCUCCCUACUCUGGCCCAUAUGAAGUCAUUGAGAGAAAGGAGAAGGCAUUGAGAGGAAGAGAAGGCAUUCCUGCUGCGGAUCAAAGGCGCCAACGAUUGGAUCUCGAUAGAUCGCCUAAAACCAGCGUACCUGCAGGACGACGACCCCCCUCCAAUGCGGUUCUCCAGGGCGGGCCGCCUCUUCUCACAUACCAUGGGGCAUCUUCGCUGAUGGGGGAGUAUUGUAAUCGCUUGGUCGCUAGCUUGUUCGACCCCGAGGCUUAUCCAUGGUUCUAUAGAAAUGUUGCCUGGCCCUAA